AUGUUUACUAUUGAAUGCAAUUCAGGCAAAGAUAUUCGUAAUUAUUCCUUUUUUCCAAAUGAAGAUGAAAUACUUCUUCCUGCUGCUACUCAAUUUAAAGUUGUUGGUUGUCUCGAUCAAGGUCCUACUCUUAGAGUGAUUCAACUAAAAGAAAUUGAGUCAUCCAUACCACUAAUACAACCAGUGGCACUUGCUGCUCAUUUGAAUGCAGCAUCAUCUAGUAAUAAAUCAUCGUCAAUUGCCUCUCGAUUUGGUAUUGAUGGUACUCGAGAUAAUCCAACAGUUAUUUUUACAAAUUCUAUUGACGAUCAUAUUCAUGAUCAGCUGUAUGCUCUUAUUGAAAAUUCGAGUCAUUUUAGCCAUGAAGAAGAAAUAUUAUUUUCAAUAGGUACAAUAUUUAGGAUUGAAAAUGUUGAACCAAUGAAUGAUACUGUUUGGUCCAUUGAAUUAAAAUUAUAUAACAGACACAACUUAGAACUAAAGCAACUUAUGAUUAGUUUUGAGGAAGAAAUUGGCAAAACAUCAACACUUUUCGAUCUUGGUAAUAUAUUCUUCUACAUGGGAGAUAACGAUAGAGCAGAAAAAUACAAUCGAAUUUUACUUGAACAAUUGCCACCAAAUGAUGAUUUUAUGUUAAUAGUUUACACCAAUAUUGGUGAUACUUAUUUAAAUAGAGGAAACUAUCACAUAACGUCAGAAUAUUAUGAGCCAGCUCUAUCAAUAGCGUUGAAUCUAGAAUCAGAUUUUCAAAUAGCUCUUGCUUACGUAUACGAUUCAAUCGAGCUACAUCUAAAUAUUGCUUCAACUUACAAUAAUAUCGCAUUAUUACUAAAUCAAUUACAUCGUUAUGAUGAAGCAUUAAAUAAUUAUAUGAAAGCAUUGAAAAUUGAACAAAAAUCAUUACCAUCGAAUCAUUACAAAAUUGGAAUGACAUAUAACAACAUAGCAUUACUUUAUACAAAUACUAAUGAUCAAAUAAAAGCUUUAGAUUUUUAUGAAAAAGCAUUGACUAUAUUUUGUGAUACUUUAGAACAUGAUCAUCCAACUAUUGGAUCGAUUUAUUAUAAUAUGGGAGAUGUGCAUUAUAAACUUGGAAAUAAUGAUACAGCUAUGGAUUAUUUUCAAAAAGCACUUGAUAUACGACUAAAAUCACUUUCAAAUGAUCAUAUCGACCUUGCAGCUAUAUUAAAUAGUAUCGGUGUGAUUUAUUUAAUUUGA
Molecule: messenger RNA, 1218 nt
Organism: Rotaria sp. Silwood1
Lineage: Eukaryota; Metazoa; Rotifera; Eurotatoria; Philodinida; Philodinidae
Source: the annotation of a GenBank genome assembly